Messenger RNA from Labrus bergylta (ballan wrasse), 560 nucleotides. It is a transcript of the gene rpl23, whose product is annotated as ribosomal protein L23. Gene Ontology annotation, biological process: translation. Lineage: Eukaryota; Metazoa; Chordata; Actinopteri; Labriformes; Labridae. Gene Ontology annotation, cellular component: ribosome; cytosolic large ribosomal subunit. Gene Ontology annotation, molecular function: structural constituent of ribosome; large ribosomal subunit rRNA binding. The record is from RefSeq and is a predicted model, not a curated record.
UACGGGCGCCAUGACCCGGAUGUACCUCUGCUCAACUUUAUAUCCCACAAUUCCUUUCACCAACUUCCUCUUUCCCUGCUGCAGCAAUGUCUAAGAGAGGACGCGGUGGUUCGUCCGGAGCCAAGUUCCGCAUCUCGCUGGGUCUCCCAGUGGGAGCGGUCAUCAACUGUGCCGACAACACAGGCGCCAAGAACCUGUACAUCAUCUCCGUGAAAGGCAUCAAGGGGCGUCUGAACCGUCUGCCUGCUGCAGGAGUGGGUGACAUGGUCAUGGCCACGGUAAAGAAAGGCAAACCAGAACUCCGGAAAAAGGUGCAUCCUGCGGUGGUGAUACGGCAGCGGAAGUCGUAUCGGCGAAAAGACGGCGUGUUUCUCUACUUUGAAGACAACGCGGGGGUCAUAGUAAACAACAAAGGAGAGAUGAAAGGUUCAGCCAUCACAGGCCCGGUGGCCAAAGAGUGCGCUGACCUUUGGCCCAGGAUCGCCUCCAACGCUGGCAGCAUAGCUUGAGCCGGACCGUGCACCUCUGUUCGUUUUCAAUAAAAACUGUUGGUAAUCGAA